AUGGCAUUGCCGGGAAUCGGAAGGAGAAAGGCGGAGAGCAUUGUGGCCUACCGAGACGAAAAUGGGAGGUUCGAGUCACUCGAAGAUUUGCAGGCUGUACCCGGCCUCGGUCGCCGUGGCCUUGAAAAGCUUGUUGACAUGAUCACUCUGGACGAGUCAGGUGAUCAACCCGGCUGUCUGGCCUCCUACUACGCAGGAAGUCUGGCAUGCGGCUGCUGCUGCUCCUGCUUCACGUGCAUGCGAGGCUGUUGGCCUUCCAUGGACCUGGGCAGCCAUGACGAGGCUCUUUUCUUCCCCGACGACAGCACUGGAUCACGUUUGGACCGGCUACUAGAUGUGCUUGCGUCGGCUCGUCGCAGCUUGGACGUUGCGGUCUUCAGCAUAAGCCACAAGCGUCUGGCGGACGCACUCGUGCAAGCACACAGGCGUGGUGUCCGAGUACGAAUUCUAUCAGAUGACAUGCAGGCCAGGCAGCAAAACUCAGCGGUCCCGGAAUUGAGAAGAGCUGGCCUCCAGCUGCGCCUUGAUGCCAGUGAGAAAUUCCACAUGCAUCACAAGUUUGUGGUUGUUGACGGUGCUACUCUCAUCUCCGGGUCCCUCAACUGGACGCAUGCCGCAGUUGAGCGUGGCAAUGAGAAUGCGACGAUAUGCAGGCGCGCAGCAUUGUGUAACCGCUUCGCGCUGGAGUUUGAACGAGUGUGGGCUGCAUUCCAGACUGGCACCGUCGCACAAGCUCCGCCGGCUGAAUUCGACGGCAAUGUUGCAGCGCUCUUCUUUCCGGAGCCUCAGAUGAAGAAUGUGGGUAUGAUCCUGACCGAGCUGCAGGGUGCUCGCUCAAGCAUUGAACUGGCUAUCUUCACGCUGACCUUGGACAUGUUGGUUGACGCGGUGAUUCAGAAGCACAAUGCAGGUCUUCGUGUCCGGAUCAUUACAGACAAUCGGCAGGCAGCAGUCCCUGGUGCUGAUGCCCAGAGACUCUGCGAGCGAGGAGUGGAAGUCCGUACAGACAAGUCAUGGUAUGCCAUGCAUCACAAGUUCGCCGUGAUUGACAAGCAAACUGUGAUCAAUGGCUCCUUCAAUUGGACGGCGCAGGCAACCAAAGGAAACCAAGAGGAUGCCAUAAUCUUCCGUGGUGAGAAGAGGUUGGUGCGGACUCCCAGACAGUUCCAGUUCGAAAUUCCUCCGGAAAUGCUGCAAGGGAUGAUGGGAGGAGGUGGAAUGAUGGGAGGCGGUGGUGGCAGAAAAGGCGCUGAGUGGCCAAAGACGGAGAAUUCGGAAAUAUCAGCUGAGUUUGAGUGGCUGGUGAACACCGAAUGGGAGGGCAAGACCUCCAAGUACCUUCUCCUGAAAGACGGCUUCGUCGAGUCACCAUUGAAGGAGUGCGAGCCAGAAGGCCAUUGUUUGUGGGCCGCCAACAAUGGCAAAGUUCUUAUCAACACGCCCAAACUUAAGGUUGUGAAAUUCUCCGUGGAGGGUCUCGAGGGCAUAGACAGGAAGAAGCUCGAGAACAAGGACGAAGCUGAACUGAAGAAGGUUUCUUUGGUCAUGGAGAAGCCUAGCAAGAGCACCGGCAAGAAAGGCAAGCUCGAUUUCAAGCGUCUAGCCAUGGCGGACGAACAAGACAGCAUGGGAGCAGACCUGUACAAGCUCUUAGACAUUACGGAGGAUGCAGACCAAGCCGCGGUCAAGAGCAAGUUCCGACGACUGUCGAUAUCAAUGCAUCCUGACAAAGGCGGUGAUCCAAAAGCUUUCAACGAGAUGAGAGAGGCUUAUGAGGUUCUUGGAGAUCCAGAGAAGCGAAGGCAGUACAACCUCGGCGGUAUGCAGCUCGUCAAGAACGUUGAGAUAGCUUGGAAGGAGGUGGAGGGGCAGAAAGCACAGAUGGAUGCGCAGCUCAAUCAGGUUCCAAAGAAUCACCCGCAGUAUGCCAUGUUCAAGCAGCAGAUCGAGCAGCAGAAGCGACAAUUUGACAAGGCGAAAGUCGAGUCACAGAUCCAACAGAAGCUGCAAAGCGACGAGCUCGAGGUAAUGGUGCCCAUUUCAGCUUCUGAGCUCUACAAUGGCGUAGAGAAAAAGGUCUUCGUCUUCCCUAGGCUCAUGAUAUGUCGUGGUUGCAAAGAAGACCCCGGCAGGCCUGAGUGCCAGGACUGCGGUCGCUGUCCGCCGGAGAAGGUCCAGGUGCCCAAAUAUGGCAUGACGCCCUUCGGACGUCAGGUGGUUGGAAUGAGAGAGAAGGAGCAGGAAAGUCGAGAGAGGUGUCGAGAAGUUGGCGUCGAGGUGCCGCUGAGAGUGAGCAAGGGGGCCAAGCAGGGCGCUUCUUUGAAGGUCCUGUCGAAUGUUGGCCACCAAACGCCAGGAAAGUUUCCCGGCAAGGUGAACUUCAAGGUGCAGCGAGGCAGCAAGGAGGAUAAUUUCAGAAUUGCAGAGUCAGACUUGCACACGGUGCUCCAUGUCUCAUUGGAGCAAGCCUUGUUCGGAUUUACGAUUUCUUGGCAACAUCUUGGAGAAGAGACGGUAACCAUCACCAAGGAGCGUCUGCAGCAGCCAGACGAGGUGCUCCGACUCAAGGGCAAGGGCCUUGUCGAGUCGGGAAGCAAGCGAGGUGACCUGUACGUGCGACUCGCAGUCGAUCUCCCGCAAGCGCCGCAGGGGGAGAAGGCCCUCACCCUUCGAGCUCCUGGUUCAGGAGUGCAGGCUGCAAAGCUGGAAAUGGAGGAUGAAGUUCGAAUAGAAGAAGGAAGUGCUUGGCGAGAGUGGAUCGGCCGAGAAAAGGCGAGCACCUACAAG
Molecule: messenger RNA, 2787 nt
Organism: Symbiodinium sp. CCMP2456
Lineage: Eukaryota; Dinophyceae; Suessiales; Symbiodiniaceae
Source: the annotation of a GenBank genome assembly